Messenger RNA from Loxodonta africana (African savanna elephant), 6265 nucleotides. Its product is annotated as interferon regulatory factor 4-like. The coding region runs from base 132 to 1412 and encodes 426 amino acids. Gene Ontology annotation, molecular function: protein binding; RNA polymerase II cis-regulatory region sequence-specific DNA binding; DNA-binding transcription factor activity, RNA polymerase II-specific. Gene Ontology annotation, cellular component: nucleus. Gene Ontology annotation, biological process: immune system process; regulation of transcription by RNA polymerase II. The transcript is spliced from 8 exons. The record is from RefSeq and is a predicted model, not a curated record. Lineage: Eukaryota; Metazoa; Chordata; Mammalia; Proboscidea; Elephantidae.
GCCAUCCAGGUGGGCCAGCGCCCCACGACGCGCUCGGGUCCAGCGGCUGUGCGCCCGGGACCUGGCCCCCCGCGCACUACGUCCCCGACGGCCGGCGAUUCCUGGAGGGAGGAGGAAGGGAAAAGGUCCACAUGGCAGGGGCUGGGGGUCCCCUGCGCCUCCGCGACUGGCUGGUGGCACAGAUCGAGAGCGGGCGCUACGCGGGGUUGUGCUGGGAAGACGCGGGCAAGACCAUCUUCCGCAUCCCAUGGAAACACGCGGCCAAACAGGGCUACCAGGCGCAGCGGGACGCUGCGCUCUUCAGGGCCUGGGCCGUGUACAAGGGCAAGCACCUGGAAGGCGCUGACAAGGAGGACCCCUCUACCUGGAAGACGCGGCUCCGCUGUGCCCUCAACAAGAGUGCUGACUUCUGUGAGGUGCGCGAGCGUAGCCAGCUAGACAUCUCCAACCCCUACAAGGUCUACCGGAUUGUAUCCGAGGUCACCCAUAACCCAGUGACCAAGGCCUGUGCUCUCCCUGAAGAGGAGGGCAUUUCCUUGAGCCAGCAGAAGCCACCUGGGGAAGUGACUGGACAGGCUUGCAGAACAGACCAGGUCUCCUCUCCCACCUUCACGGUCCUCUCUUUACAUGCUCAGAACUGCUCUGGAUUAACGGCAAAGGAUGAGGACAAGGAGUCGCCUUCCAGGCUGGCCCAGGAAGGCUCCCUGCCGCCAGCCGCCCUGCUGCCAAGCCCUCUGGCUGACCACAGGUACCAGGCGCAGGACCCCGCCCCCUCCUGGAGCCCCACCCCCUCCGAAGAUUUCAGCAACCCGGAUUGUUGGCUGCACGUGCGGCUGUACUAUGGCGCGGCGCUAGUGCGCGAGGCCACUGCGCGCACGGCGGAGGGCUGCCGUCUGAGCCCGCGGGCACCCGCCGCCGCAGCACGCCUCCUGGGACCGCAGCCGCGCAUAGCGCAAGUUGGUUUCCCGGAGCCGCCGCCCGGAGCCCGCGCGCUGCAGCGCCUGCUGCCGCACUUGGAGCGAGGCGUGCUGUUGUGGGUGGCGCCCGAGGGAGUAUUCGCCAAGCGCCUGUGCCAGGGCCGCGUGUACUGGCGCGGUCCUCUCGCCCCGCACCGCGCGCGACCCAACAAGCUGGAACGGGAGCGCACCUGCCAGCUGCUGGACACGCGCCGCUUCCUCGCGGAACUGUGUGCCCACCUGCGGGACGGCCACCCGGAACCUGAGUACCAGAUCCGUCUGUGCUUUGGUGAGGAGUACCCGGGCCCUCCCGGCCAGCCGGAGGAGCGGCUCAUCAUGGCCCAUGUGGAGCCAGUCUUCGCCCGUGAGCUCCUCCUACACUCGAAGAGCCUAGGUGGCCAGGCCGGUAUCCCCAACGCAGUCAUCCACCUGCUGACACACCUGAGCCAGCCCUGAGCAGGCCAAGCAUCCUCUCAUGCCCUAAAGCCAGCCUCCCACGGGGCGUGGAUACCUACCCACCCCAGCCCUGCCCUACUGAGCCAGUGGACCUGAGGCUUGCCUGCAUCUGCCUCCCAGGUGGCAACAGCAGAAGCCCGUCUCAGCCUUGCCUUCAACCUUUCCACAGCCUCGGUGGAGCCCUGGAACAUGGGAGUAGGCAGACUUUAUGAGGCUGGUUGGGCCUGAAGCUCCAUCUCCUGCUGAGAGCCCAAGACGCCUCUAGCUUUUUACUUAGGGCAGGCCUCACCUGCAGUUCGCUUAAAGCUGAGUCCACCAGUAAUUAGACUGGUGGCUUGCUUACAGUAGAGCCAACCAAUAGUUAAAUUGCCUGCCCGCUAAGGGGCUCUGAGUUUCCAGACCCUUCCACUCACCUGCUACUAUUCUCCUUUCUUUAUUUGUGAUAUCUCCAAACUUGGCCUGAACACUGGGCUUUGGGCUCUAACCACUGAACCACAGCCUACUGGUGCUGGCUUUGGAAAACUGAAGCAGGCCCCAAGACACAUCCCUAAAGCAGAGGCCGAAGUGGGAGCCAGGCAUCCAGCCCUCCCCAGGCCCUGCUGAUCUUUGUAAAGUGUAAAGAAUCCAUAAAGUUAGUUGCCCCUGCCUUGUCAGUAAAGCAACUAUUUUCCACCCCAAAUAACAGAUUUUUUUUUUUCCCUCUUCUGAUUUGUGAGUUUAUUUAUAGGAAUUCUCUUACAGAUGCCAACCUAAUAAAUCUCAUUUAACAGUGCAUUAAUUGGUCACUUUUAUGAGCACGGAUGGCAUGAUUCAACAAACAACAAACGUCCAUCAGAAAUGUUAAAUUCGCAAAUGCUGUGUUGUAUAUAUAUUAACAACAACAACAAAAACAGGAGAAAAAAGUCAAUCGGAUCACUAUUUUUUAAUUAAUUCAACAAACCAGUUGCCUGGGCACUGGGAAUAGAGCAAAAUAGCAUGGCCCCUACGCUUCUGGGGCUCUCAGCCUGUUUUCCAUUGGGGCCCAGUGACGGUCCCCCUCCUCCGCCCCAUACCUAGAACGGGUAAUGUUAAAGAAUCAUGGAAUCCUGGGUUUGAAUACCAGCUCAGUCACUUACUAGCUGUGUGACCUCAGGCAAAUAACUUCCCUGAGCUUCAGAUUCUUCACUUCUUUCUUUUUUAAAUAUUUAUUUUAUUUUUAGUGAAAAUACACAGCCGGUCAUACACCCUUCAAUAAUUUUUACAUGUACAGUUCAAUGACAUUGGUUACAUCCUUUGUGCUGUGUCACUGUUUUCAUUACCUCUACCCAUAUUGUGUUACCACCAUUGACUCAGACUCACUGCCCCAUAAACUAUCCAUCUAUGCUUUAGAGUUACUGUGGUCAGUUUGAUCGAUACAGGUAAUUCUUUUAAAAAGCAUAAUGUUCAAGGCAGGUAUUCUUUACUAAUUCAGCUAAACUGCUGUUUAGUUUGAAUGUGACUUCAGGGAAUAAUUUUGGUUCCAGGUUCAAAAAUUUUCUCAGGGCAACAGAUUCAGGGGUUCCUCCAGCCUCAAUGGGUCUAGUAAGUCUGGAUUCUAUAAGAAAUUUGACAUUCUACUCCACAUUUCCCCCCUUUGGAUCAGGACUCAUCUAUUGAGUCCUUUAUCAAAACGUUCAGUAAUGGUAGCCAGGCACCAUCCAGUUCUGGUCUCAUGACAAAAGACAUAGUAGUUCACGGAGGCAACUAGACCUGCAGUCUAGUUCCUUCUGUGGUUCCUGGGUCUCCUUCCUUUGUUGCUCCAGGCAAACAGAGACCAAUUGUUGUAAAUUUGGAUGGCCACAAGCAAGCUUUUAAGGCCCCAGGCACUACUUACCAAACUGGCAGGUAGAACAGAAACUCUAAAAAUAAUGUUAAACUAACUGGCUGGACAGGCCCAUGAAGCCAUGACCCUAAACCUUCAAACCAAGAGAACUAAGCCCGUGAGGUGUGUGGCUGUACCUAAGUAGUUUCGGCAACUGCAUCAUCUUCUUCUGUUGUUGUUGUAGAACUACAUAUAACAACAUUUGUCAUUUUGCCCUUUUUCUGGUGUACAACAGUACAUCAGUCAAGUUGUGUAACCAUUACCCCUAAUCGAUGCCAAUUUUCCCAGCACCAUGGACGUAAACUCACUACCUCCCAGAGAAUGAUUCCCCCCCGCCCCCAAGUAAUCACUAAUAAUCAUUGGUUCCUGUGUAUUUACCUAUUCUUAUCAUCUCAUGUAAGUGAGGUCAUACAGUAUUUGCCCUUUUGUGGUUGACUUAUUUUGCAGAUUCUUCAUUUGUUAAAGAGGCUGCAAAGGCUCCUGGAGCAAGGGUAGCCCAAGGAGUAAGUAGAGAAGGGUGGUGUUACGGAUUGAGUUGUGUCCCCCAAAAAUGUAUGUCAACUUGGCUAGGCCAUGAUUCCCAGUACUGUGUGAUUGUCCACCAUUUUGCCAUCUGAUGUGAUUUUCCUAUGUGUUGUAAAUCCUUCGUUUAUGCUGUAAAUGGUCAACGUCAUUACAAUCAGCACUCAUAAACGGAGAAAAGACUGAAGCUGUCAAGGAUUUCAUUUCACUUGGAUCGACAAUCAACACCCAUGGAGGCAGCAGCCAAGAAAUCAAAUGACGCAUUGCAUUGCAAAUCUGCUGCAGAAGACCCCUUUAAAGUGUUAAAAAGAUAAGAUGUCACCUUGAAAACUAAGCUGCGCCUGACCCAAGCCUUGGUAUUUUUAAUCACCUCAUAUGCGUGAGAAAGUUCGACAGUGAAUAAGGAAGACCAAAGAAGAAUUGACGACUUUGAAUUAUGGUGUUUACAAAGAAUAUUGAAUAUCCCAUGGACUGCCAAAAGAAUGAACAAAUCUGUCUUGGAAGAAGUACAGCCAGAAUGCUCCUUGGAAGCAAAGAUUGCGAGACUACGUCUCACAUAUUUUGGGCAUGUUAUCAGGAGGGAUCAGUCCCUGGAGAAGGACAUCAUGCUUGGUAAAGUGGAGGGUAAGUGAAAAAAAGGAAGAUCCUCCACGAGAUGGAUGGACACAGUGGCUGCAAUAUUGGGCUGAAGCAUAACAACGAUUGUGAGGAUGACGCAGGACCGGCAGCGUUUCGUUUUGUUGUACCUAGGGUCGCUAUGAGUCAGAACCGACUUGACAACACCUAACAACAGCAACAAGAUGUUAAUGAAGCAGGAUUAGAGGUAGUUAUGUUCACGAGGCAGGACUCGAUCUACAACACUAGGUUGUGUCUUAAAUUAAUCUCUUUUGAGAUAUAAAAAAGAGAGGCGAGAAGAGAGACUUGGGAAUCUCAUAACACCAGGAAAGAAGCCCUUGGAGCAGAGCGGAGAAGCUCUCCUAGACCAGGGGAAGACCGAUGACAUGGACCUUUCUCCAGAGCCAACAAGAGAGAGAAAGGCUUCCCCUGAAGCUGACACCAGAAUUUUGACUUCUAGCCUCCUAAACUGUGAGAGAAUAAAUAUUUCUCUGUGUUAAAGCCAUCCACUGGUGGUAUUUCUGUUAUAGCAGAACUAGAUGACUAAGACAGGAGGGAAGCUGGCCUGGCACAGACAGUGGCACACAGUAGGUGCAGGGGUCUAUCUAUGGAAAAUAGCACCUAUGGCAAUUCAUUUUAAAUUGCUGGAUGAUCUCUCACAGCUGCAAGGGAAACUGUGAUGGCCGAUAGAAACUGCUCAGUGAUGCCCCUCCUCUAGCAGGGCCUGGGUCAUGGGCCCUACCUGCCAUACCUCAGGCCUCUGAGAGCUGUGCACUGACUUGGUUACUUGAUGGGGUGGGGGAGAGCCUGUUCCAUCCUCCGGAGGGUCUGACCGCCUGUCCUAGGCUUCGCUGCACCCCAAGUCCAAGGCUAGAACUGGGGGAGGCUCAGUCCACAGUGUGAAUCCAUAGCCGUGUCCAAACCCCUGCUCUCUGAGAGCACUGGAUUCUGUGUGAGGGAGCCUGCUGCCUCCUCACCACAGGCUGGUGAUCUGAGGAGAGGCCAGCCCCAUUUUAGAGAUGAGGAAACUGAGGCUAAGCCAGGGUGGAGGGGGGGCCUUGCUUGAGACCACAUCUUGGGCGGGCUCUCUGCCCAGUUGGCUGUCCUCCCCACACCACUCACUAGAGGGCGCCAGGGCUACAGCAGAGCCAGCCUAUGUGCCCCUCCCUGGAUGCACCCCAGUGCUAGGAGGCCGGGGAAUAGUGGGACCCCAGGGCUCUGCGCUGUGCAGAGGAGAAAGGAGACCACAGGCCUGUGAGGAGGAGAGGACAGAAAGGGAACUAGGCGUGGAAACCGGAGAGGCCCCUGGUGUGCUUCUCAGUCAGCCUGGGAUCACCAGUUCUCCAGCAGCUCAGCCCAGCAGAUUGGACCUCACUCGGCUCUCAUCCACACCUCUCUCCCCCUCCUCCUCUUCCUCUCCCCUGUGUUUGUACCUGUCUCUCUCUGUGUAUUUCUUUAUUUCUCUCUGUCCCUCACAGUGACCCUAACUUUCUUUGUGUACUAAUUCUCUUCUCUCUCUGGCUUUCUGUGUCUCUCUGGUUCUCUGUGUGUCUCUGACUAUUUUUUUCUGUCUCUGUCUCAUCUCUGCUUUUAUUUCUCCCUCUCUUUAUGUCUCUGCCUCUCUCUUUGUUUCUGUCUGUCUUUUUUUUUCUUUCGGUCUCUCCAUCUCUUUUGGUUUCUGUCCCUGUCUCACUCAGUUUCACAUCCUGUCCCUCCCCAGCCACCACUACCCAGCACAUGUGGGCUGAGGGUCUCAGUCCCUUCCCUCCCAUCUCACCCCUGGAAGCUGCUCACAGCUUCCCAGUCCCAGCCUCUCCUGCCCUCCCCGCUUGGGCCUUGGGGGAGGGGGACCCAGGAGGAAGGGAGGGCAGCCCGG